AUGGCUCCGCCUACUUAUGGCUGGAGUAGAUUCGAUUCAAGCGCAUGGUGGUCACAAAUGAGGGCUUGGAGCUCAUCUCCAAGUCCUUCAAGAUCUUUAAGGUCCUCGUGCGAGGAGUUCAUCACCGUGUGCUUAGCCGGUGUUGCUGCCAAUUGCAGUCCAUAUGAGAUAAAGACUCUUGGUAAUGGCAUGAGCUUCAUCCUUUCUCCCUUUGAUCGUCCAUUGAUCAUCAGCAAAUGCACCACUGAAGAGCGCCAGGAAAAGCUCUCCAGACUUAGGAAUAAGAAGACAAAGAGGAACUUCGACAGGAAUAUCAAGUAUGCUUGCAGGAAGGCUCUUGCUGACAAUCAACCAAGGAUUCGUGGAAGGUUUGUAAGGACUGAAGAAUCUGAUGUCAAGAGGCAAUAA
This is a messenger RNA of Alnus glutinosa, 408 nucleotides long. Its product is annotated as zinc finger protein CONSTANS-LIKE 8-like. The record is from RefSeq and is a predicted model, not a curated record. NCBI's taxonomy places the organism in Eukaryota, Viridiplantae, Streptophyta, Magnoliopsida, Fagales, Betulaceae. Gene Ontology annotation, biological process: regulation of flower development. Gene Ontology annotation, molecular function: protein binding. The coding region runs from base 1 to 408 and encodes 135 amino acids. The transcript has 4 exons. Gene Ontology annotation, cellular component: nucleus.